Molecule: messenger RNA, 3169 nt
Organism: Camellia sinensis
Lineage: Eukaryota; Viridiplantae; Streptophyta; Magnoliopsida; Ericales; Theaceae
Source: RefSeq, a predicted model, not a curated record
AUGGCAUCUCCACUUUCAGUAAUGGGUUUUCAGCUACUCCAGUUAUUUUACGUAUGGAGUGGCAUAUGUGUCGUAGCCAUGACACUUGUACAUGUUGGAACACUCCCGGCAGCCACUAAAGCUAGUAGUACCUUUGUUGGGAACGAGACUGAUCGUUUUGCGUUGCUCACCUUCAAGUCAAAGAUUUUGCAAGACCCUCAUGGGGUUGUGAGCUCAUGGAACAAUUCUCUCCAUUUCUGGAACCUCACCUUCCUUCGGGGGUUGUCGCUCUCUAACAACACUUUUCAGGGUGAAAUCCCUGUUGAACUCGGCAACCUGUUCAGGUUGCAAAUUUUGAACCUGACCAACAACAACUUUGAAGGAGAAAUUCCAGCUAGCUUAUCCCGCUGCUCCAACCUCACAUACCUUGAUGUUGGUAAAAAUAAACUAGUCGGGAAAUUCCCCAAAGAGCUUACUUCCUUGCCAAAGCUCACAUUUCUUGCCAUUCACAAGAACAAUUUGACUGGAGGUAUUUCUCCAUUCAUUGGGAAUCUUACUUCUCUGAAAAGCUUUUCUGCUGCUGGAAAUUCUUUUGGAGGAAGUAUUCCAGAUACCUUGGGUCAAUUGAAAAAAUUAACAAAACUUGGAUUGGGUGGCAAUCAACUCUCCGGUAUGAUCCCUCCAUCUAUUUAUAAUCUUUCAUUCCUAAAUCUUUUUUCUGUGUCUUUUAACCAACUUCAUGGUAGUCUUCCGCCAAGCUUUGGUUUCAUGUUCCCUAAUCUUCAAUUCCUCCAGUUAAAUGAUAACCAAUUUACCGGAACCCUUCCAUUGUCAAUAUCAAAUUUUUCAAAAAUUGAAAAUUUUCAAGCAGAAUAUAACAACUUCAAUGGGAAAAUAACAAUUAAUUUUGGAAGACUACAGAAUCUCAAGGACAUAGCUCUAUCUGAUAACAAUUUCGGAAGUGGGGAACCAGAUGACCUAGCCUUUAUUGGUUCUUUCGCCAACUGGAGCAAUUUGGAAACAUUGAGUAUGGAGGUAAACCAAUUUAGAGGGGUGAUACCAGAAUCUGUUGGCAACCUGUCAAAGAAUCUGUUUUUCUUUACACUUGGUGCAAAUCAAAUAUAUGGAACUAUUCCUUCAACAAUAGGUAACCUUGUCAACUUGGAUGAGUUGGGUAUGGACGGUAACCAAUUCACAGGUACAAUUCCAACUAGCAUAGGAAAUCUUCCAAAGAUGAAAUUGUUGACUUUUGAAAUGAACCACCUCUCAGGGAAAAUUCCAGAUUCCAUCGGAAACCUGUCAUUGUUGAUUGAACUUUUCUUAGGGGGCAACAGACUAGAGGGGACCGUACCCUCAAGGCUUGCUAACUGUAAAAAGCUGUUGUGGCUGGACCUUCACCAAAACAACUUGAGUGGAAACAUUCCCAAAGAACUCUUGAAAGUCUCAUCUUUGUCAAUUUCAUUAAAUCUAGCUCGGAAUCGUUUGUCUGGUUCCUUGCCAACAGAGAUUGGAAACCUUAAGAAUUUAAUAGAACUGGAUAUCUCUGAGAAUAGGUUGUCUGGUGAAAUUCCUAGCAGUCUUGGUAGUUGCACUAGCCUUGAAAACCUUUAUAUGCAGGAAAAUUCUUUUCAAGGAUCUAUUCCUCUAUCAUUGGAAUCUUUGAGAGUUACCAAUGGAGGGGCUUUCGCAAAUGCAAGUGCAAUAUCAAUUGUUGGAAAUCAAAGGCUUUGUGGGGGUAUUUCUGAGCUACAACUACCGAGUUGCAUCACCAAGAAAUCAAAACAUAAGAUGCGUAUUUCACAUAUAUUGGCAAUUACAGCAGCUUCUGUACUUGUUGGAGCAGCACUUUUGUCAUUCUUUACAAUUUAUUUGUUCAAGAAGCAAAGAACAGCUCAAUCUACAGUUCCAGUGUUGAAAGAAUCAUUCUUGAAAGUCUCCUAUGAGAAACUCCUCAAAGCAACAGACGGUUUCUCUUCUGCGAACCUAAUUGGUUUUGGUAGUUUUGGCUCUGUAUAUAGAGGAAUUCUCGUUCAGGAUAGGGAGUUUGUUGUCGCUAUCAAAGUACUUAACCUUCAAAAUCGUGUAGCCAUCAAGAGUUUCAGGGCAGAGUGUGAAACCUUGAGAAAUAUUCGACACCGAAACUUGGUUAGGAUCAUAACUUCUUGUUCCAGUGUUGAUUUUCAAGGGGAUGAUUUCAAAGCUCUAGUUUAUGAGUUCAUGCCAAAUGGGAGUCUAGAGAGGUGGUUGCAUGCAAGUCUAGAAACAAAUAAUGGGCAAAAUGAGCAGCAGAGACUCAACCUUCUACAAAGAAUAAACAUUGCCAUAGAUGUGGCUUGUGCGCUCGAUUAUCUUCAUCACCAAUGCCAAACACUGAUCAUUCACUGUGAUUUGAAGCCGAGUAAUAUCCUUCUUGACCGUGAGAUGGUUGCCCAUAUUGGAGAUUUUGGUCUAGCUAAAUUUUUCCCAGAGCUCACCAAUCCAAAUCAAAGUAGCUCAAUUGGAGUAAGGGGAACCAUCGGAUAUGUAGCUCCUGAGUAUGGGCUCGGAAGUGAGAUUUCAACUUAUGGUGAUGUCUACAGUUAUGGGAUCUUGUUAUUGGAGAUGAUAACAGGGAAGAGACCCACAGAGAACAUGUUUGAGGAUGAGCAUAAUCUUCACAACUUCGCAAGAACAGCCUUGCCUGACCGAGUGAUGGAGAUUGUAGACCCGGUACUCCUAGACAAUGAGGAAGAAGAGACUAGAGCAACAACAAUUCAAGUGAACAAUCGCUGCAAAAUUGUGGAAUGUUUGAUUUCCAUGGUCAAUAUUGGAGUGGCAUGCUCUACAGAGUCACCACAAGGUCGAAUGAGCAUAAGUAAUAUCCUCCAUGAACUUCAUUUGGUCAAGAACAAACUCCUAAAAGACGAACUUCGAACUAGGUGCCAAAUUGAAAAGGACACUACGUAGAUUAUUGGACAAUAAUGGAAGCGAGCAUGGCAUGUUUUCUAGUGACAAUAUGAAGCUUGAUGCUCGUCAAAACAGUGAGAAAUGGUGAACAGUAAGUCAAAAAGGAAGAGGAUUAUGAUUAUCACAAAUUGUAUAAAUUGUAUGAUUAUCACAAAAAGGGAGAAUGAUAAUGUAAUGUACGUGUGAUGUGAGUUUGUUUUCCUUUUUAAUUUCAGGCCUUCAAUUUUAUAUAUAAGCUAUUCAA